This is a messenger RNA of Penicillium paradoxum, 3192 nucleotides long. Its product is annotated as WD40 repeat domain-containing protein. Lineage: Eukaryota; Fungi; Ascomycota; Eurotiomycetes; Eurotiales; Aspergillaceae. Gene Ontology annotation, molecular function: protein binding. The record is from RefSeq and is a predicted model, not a curated record. Gene Ontology annotation, cellular component: mitotic spindle. The transcript is spliced from 4 exons. Gene Ontology annotation, biological process: regulation of mitotic cell cycle; mitotic spindle organization. Bases 1 to 3192 code for a protein of 1063 amino acids.
AUGUCUUCCACCACCCCUCUUGGUGCAAAAAGCAAGCUUGCUGGACCCGGUGCCUCGUUGAAAAUCACUCCCUCGAACUCUCCAAUUCUCCGACCUGGCAACCGAUCUCCCAGCAAACCCUCCCACCAAUCCUCCUUAUCCCUCCAAACCGUUAUCGGUACAACCACAACCACCCCCAAUGGCUUCUCGAGCCAUGACAUGAGCAAGAGUUUUGCGCUUUGCGCUGGAUCAGCAGCGGUUCUCGCAGAAUUAGACGAAAAUGACAACAUUACCCAGCGUUUCUUCCGAGCCCGCCCCUCUGCAACCAGUGUGAACCCGUCAACUUCUUUUUACAACCAGUCAACUCCACCAGCAACCCCGGACCCAAGAUCACGAUCGCUUUCCCAUAUACGGUCCAAUCCACACCUCAAUAUACCCAAUGGAUCUCCAUCAAGCGAAGUCGUUGACGCCGGUAGCCCUCGUGGGUGGUCCUCCAGGGAAAGAAUCAAAGCAGUCACGAGUGUCUCGAUCAGCCCCAAUGGAAGAUUCCUUGCAGUUGGAGAGACUGGGUACAACCCUCGAGUUUUAAUAUUUUCGACAGCGAAAGAUGCUUUGCCGGAUAUUCCAUUAUCUAUUCUAAACGAGCACACGUUCGGUGUUCGCGGCUUAGCGUUCAGUCCCGACUCCCAGUAUUUGGCAACGCUCGGCAACCCCAAUGAUGGAUUUCUUUUCAUCUGGACAAUCAACCUCAAGAAUGGAUCGGCCAAGCUACACUCCGCUAACAAAUGCACCGCGUUUAUCAAGGAUAUGUGUUGGGUUGGUCAAAGUCUGGUUACGACUGGUCUACGACAUGUUAAGGUAUGGCGUCUUCCAACGGUGGUGCGACCUAUGUCACCAACUAAGACACGGCUGAACGUCGAGGGAGCUAGCCCUUCGCCCAAUCCUGCCCCGAAAGCACUUUCUGGCAGGAAUUGUCUACUCGGUGCCCUGGGCGACAACACCUUUACUUGCGUGAGCAAUAUCUCUUUUCACGAGGCUGUAAUCGGUACAGACUCUGGCGCAGUUUGUUUUCUCGAUGACCGUGAAGGAUCUCAAAAGAUGACCACAGUGAAGCAACUUGGCUUCGGUAUCACCUCGUUAGCCGUGGAUUUUGACCAGGAAUCAGUUUGGUUAGGUGGGCGCGGAAGGCAAAUGCAACGGGUGCCGUUUGAAGUUCUACGAUCUUCUAGGACGUCGAUUCCGGCGUCUCCUACACGCCUAGAGAAGGGUGCGUCUGACAAGAAAAGCAAGGCACCGGCAAUUACUUGCAUGGGAUCUCUUCACACUCAUCUGGUUACUGUUGAAUCUACCCGUGCGAUUCAUGUCUAUCCGAUUGACACUCUACGCGAUGACGGCGAGCAGGAAGAGGGUGAGGCUUCUAUGCCUGCCCACAGAGAUCCUAUUCUUGGAAUUUGCCGCAUGGAUUUCCCCAACGACUUGUCCGCAGACUUCUUUACCUGGUCUCGCAAUGGUUCCGUGAACUUUUGGGAUGCCCAAGGAAAGUGUCGAGGAUCAAAGAAUAUCGACCUCGACCAGUUUCCAGGAAAUGAUGAGGAUGCAGCAAAUGAACUCAAAAUUUUGCGAACCGCUGAAAAUACGGACUGGUUCGUCUCAGGUGACAAGUUUGGCGUAUUGAGGACUUUUUCGAACACCGACUGGGCUUGCCUCAACCAGGUACGUGCUCAUGGUGGGGAAAUCACAGAUGUGGCUAUUCAAGCAAUGGAUGAUUUCUGGCUCAUAGCUACAUCUGGUCGUGAUCGGAUGGUGCAGCUCUUCGAGAAGCGAGGCACUGAAUUGUACUUGGUUCAAACCAUGGACGAUCACGUCGGGGCUGUUGGACAAUUGAUGUUCAUCAAUGAAGGCGAAAAGUUGCUUUCGUGCUCUGCUGACCGCACUGUUGUCAUAAGAGACCGAGCGACGCGCGAAAUGGAUGAUGGUACAUCUGUUGCCUAUCUCAUCUCCAGAGUCAUCACUCAAAAAGCGUCCCCCGUGUCCAUGGCAUUGUGUCCAGACGACUCGAACAUACUAUACCUUUCUACCAUGGACCGUUGUGUUUCGAAAUUUGACAUCCUCUCUGGGCGCCAUCUUCACUGUUUCAAAGCAUCUGAUUCGGAGACAACUGAUGCGGUAGUCUUGGGUUCAUUGACCGUCGCACCCGAGAUCUCAGGUCAAACACCGAAGAUUCUCAUAGGUGUCUCGAGCACCGACAAAUCUAUACGUAUAUAUGACCUGGAGCGAGAUCAGCUCCUCACUGGCGAGUUUGGUCAUACAGAAGGUGUGACUGAUGUGUUACUUCUAGAGAAACGUGAUACCUCGGAUGGCUCUCAAAUCAAGCGCACUGUAGUCACUGCUGGCAUGGAUGGCAUUCUGAUGAUAUGGAACUUGUCAGUCCAGCAGCAUGUCUCCUCAGACCCCACCGGACGUGAUGACGAUGAAACCCCUGCAAAGGAAAUGACCGCAGCCAGACCUCCUCUCCGGAAAGUUCUUUCUCGCAGCGAGCUUGCUGGGUUUCAGCGUCCAGAUAGUCCCAAUCCCCUAACACCAACCCCUGUCCGAGCGCACUCUCCAACCCUACCCCGCAAGAUGUCACGACUAUCUUUGGCACCAUCAUCACUAAAGAACCAUGCCCGCUCAGAAAUAUACUCGCCCCCCAACCGCACGUCUCCAACACUAGGUACACCUCAUGAUCAAAGACGGCGGUCCCCAUCACCCAUGAGCCCCAAAUCGAAAAUCUCAACAUCCAGAAAACCAGCCAGCACAAGGACCACCAAUCGCCGCACAUCCCACGAUUUCCGCAACCGUGGCAAACCAACACCACGCACGGAGUUCGGAGGCCUGGACAUGUCUACCGAGCAGCUGUGCCGCAGUCUCCGCGCCUACCGCAAGAAACUCCACACCUCAAAACAAUGCCCCCAGGCCCAAAAGGAGCUCGAGCGCGAGCUCAGUCUCACACUCCGCAUUGUGAGUGAUCGCGGACAGAGUAGCGAUGAGAGUGGCGAGACAGAGACGGAUAGCAGCGGUAGAGAUAUGGAGGGGCAGCGAAAACAAAGCAUCUCGUCUAACUCCAAGUCGCCUCGCGCUCCCCAACGUAUGCCCUCCACCCCCUCUUUACGAGAAAAGGGCAUGCGGCAAGUUUCGCGGAGCCGCUCCUGCGAUGCAACUCGAGACGAAUAA